UUUAUCACUAUAUUUAUCUUUCCCUUUGCAUUAACAGGUGUCUCAGCCUGGGGUCAACAACACUGUUACGACAAAGGAUACUGUGUUACUCUGAGUGAGCGAGAACUAACAGCAGAGGCUGGACUCUGUGUUGUGAUCCCGUGUUCUUUCACUACUGCUGAUGAGUUUAAAACCAACCAUACAGUUUGGUACAAAUGUGAAGCAUCUCAAAAAUUUUGCAGUGAUGCUGACAUAAUAUUUCACAGUAACAAAAACACAGACAAAAAAACUCGGGCUGAGUUUGAAGGACGAGUGUCACGUUUGGAGCCUGAUGUGAGUCAGAAAAACUGCAGCAUCAUCAUUAAUGAUCUCAAAGACUCUGAUUCUGGAUCAUAUCAGCUCAGAGUUACUGGUGAAGUGAAUGGACAACAAAAUGGAUUCACAUUCAUUCCAAGAGUAACUGUCUCUGUUAAAGGUCUUAAUCAGAAGCCCACAGUAAUGAUUCCCACACUGACAGAGGGACAGCAGGCCACACUGACCUGCACUGCUCCUGGUCUCUGCUCUGGAUCUGUUCCUGAAAUCACCUGGACAUGGAGAGGAGCAGGAGGGACUGAAUCUUACAUUACAGGAAACAGCACUGCUUUCAAGACUGAGAAUCUGACUACUUUCAGACAGAGACACAUCUCAACUUUAACCUUUAAAUCUUCAGCUGAGCAACACAACACCACUGUUACCUGUAAAAUCCGCUUCACAGGUGAAACAACUACAGAAGAGGCUUCAUCUUUGAAAGUAAACUAUGUGAAGGAAGUUAAAAUCACCGGAUUGACAAGUGUGAGGGAGGGAAAUGUUCUGAAUCUGACCUGCAGUGUUGAAAGUUUCCCUCCAGCUCAUAUUGUGUGGAGAAAGGUUCCUUCCAACACAAACCUUCAGACUGGAAACACUGACCUGCACAAUGAUACUGGAUCUGCCACACUUGUCAGCCUGAAUGUGACAGCAGAAAAUUCUGGGCAGUACAUCUGUAUGGCAAAACAUCUGGACAAAACACUGACUUCAUAUGUCAAUGUGACUGUGACAUGGCAUACAAAGAUACAGAAUGGCUCUGGAUGUGUGCUUCAGUCAGAUGUUUUGACCUGUGUGUGUAUCAGUGAAGGAUUUCCUUUACCUACCAUCAAAUGGCCGCUCCUAGAAAACCACACUCAGUACACUCUCAUUACUACUGUGUCAAACCACACAGUCAACAGCACUGUCAGUCUCACUGUAAAAAACCAUGGCAACAGCACUGUUGAAUGUGUCAGCAACAAUGGAAAUGGAGAAGAAAGAGAGAACCUGCUGGUCCAUAAAAAACAUGAGCAACCAUCUAGUUUUGGGCUGGAAUUCCUGAAAGUCAUCUUUGCGUUUUUGACUGGGGUACUUCUUUCAGUAAUCGUGUGCUGUUUGGUCAAAAAUUGCUACAGUUUUUCCAGAAAAAAAAAGAAGAGCUCUGGAAAUUCUGAGGAGACUUUGAAGAUGGAGACACGUCGAAAUGAUAAACUGGUAUAUGACGGUCCAGCAUUUCAAGACAAUCAGAUGCUAAACUCAAACAGCGGGAGAAAAGAAGUGCAAUAUGCUACAAUUAAUUUUUCCCUGUUGAAAAGAAAUGGAAGAAAGCAGGAGAGCACGAAGACAGAGUAUGCUGAAAUUAAGAAAGCAGUCAAAGAACAACAUGAAGAUGCUGAAGAGGAAGAUGAAUUGUUAGAGGCCAAAGAAGAUGAGAUGGUGGUGGAGUUGGAGAUGAAAUACCGUGAACCAAAAAAUGAGGAAGGCGGGGAUGAAGCAGUGUACUCCAUUGUGAAUGACAUAAUCAGUGAAAUUUGAGGAAUGUUUUGUUGUGGAGUUAACUGAGAUAAAAGUUCCUUGAUCUCAUCAGAUGUAUGAAUAAUGAUCUUUUGAACAAUUUCCACAAUGCUGUGAACCUCUACAUGCUACAGCAGGGAACAUGAAAAUUCAUUAAGUCAGCAAAGUGAACAAAUGAAGUUGGACAGAAUUGAAUUGUUCCACUGUUAUUUUGUGCCAAUAUAGUAGCCCAACAUGCAACCACCGCUGUUAUUUUUGCUAUGCUUCAAUUCAAGUUUUAUGUUAGAUAUUUUGUUCAUAGUGGUCAGCGAGACAGAAAAAAUGCUUUUUAAAGACCAAUAUGGUUCCUAUGGGCGAACAUUAAUCAGCUCAAUAAUUCAGGUGUCUUAAUGUCAAUUUUUCUGACUGCAUGGCGUAGUCCUAAAAUUUAUUUUAUUUAAAACAUUUACUUGUCUACUUUACAUUCAAAAAUAAUGUCAGUACAGUCACAAGAUAAAAACAGUAGUCUUCGUUUAUUUGACCUAUGCUGUUCUGUUGCUUCCUUUGGCCAUUCAUUACACUCGCCUGUAGGGGGCAGAGUAAGCCAUUUGUGCCACAAGUCAAAUGGUUAAAAUGCAUUUUCCACUGUUAUGGAACUGUGAGUCUGCUGCUGCCUUGCAGAUGGCUUUUUGCAUGUUGUCUGAUUAUGCAUGAAGAAUCAAUAAAAAUGAACAUUUUAUAAACAUCUAAUUCUGUUAGUCUGAAUCAUGUAACACAAGCAGGUUUCCUCAGAUAUUAAACUGUUCCACACCUAUUAAACUAGGAGCAGGUUUCUCCCUCUGGGGGCAAGAGUACCUGGACCUGGGGGAUAGAGUAUGUUUGGGGAGUGUGAUUGUGUGUACAGUGUCCAUUU
Oreochromis niloticus (Nile tilapia) is the source of this 2704-nucleotide messenger RNA. RefSeq names its product sialic acid-binding Ig-like lectin 5. The record is from RefSeq and is a predicted model, not a curated record. The annotation marks the transcript as partial. The transcript is spliced from 7 exons. Gene Ontology annotation, molecular function: sialic acid binding. NCBI's taxonomy places the organism in Eukaryota, Metazoa, Chordata, Actinopteri, Cichliformes, Cichlidae. Gene Ontology annotation, biological process: cell adhesion. Gene Ontology annotation, cellular component: plasma membrane.